AUGAGCAGUCUACGUGGAGCCAGCAGUAUACGUGGAGCCAACAGACUAAGUGGAUCCAGCCGUCUACUUGGAGCAAGCAGUCUACCAGACUACGUGGAUCCUGCAGACUAUAUGGAGCCAGCAGUCUACGUGGAUCCAGCAGACAACGUGGAUCCAGCAGUUUACAAAGAUCCAGCAGACUACGUGGAUCCAACAGACUACGUGGAGCCAGCAGUCUACGUGGAGCCGGCAGUCUAUAUGAGAACAGCACUCUACGUGGAUCAAACAGUCUACGUGGAGCCAGAAGACUACGUGGAUCCAGCAGACUACGUGGAGGCAGAAGUCAACGUGGAGUCAGCAGUAUACGUGGAUCCAGCAGUCUUAGUGGAUCCAGCAGUCUACGUGUAUCCAGCAGACUACGUGGAUCCAGCAGUAUACUUGGAGCCAGCAGACAACGUGGAGCCAGCAGUCUACGUGGAGCCAGCAGUCUAA
Dreissena polymorpha is the source of this 471-nucleotide messenger RNA. RefSeq names its product proline-rich P65 protein-like. The transcript has 2 exons. The record is from RefSeq and is a predicted model, not a curated record. NCBI's taxonomy places the organism in Eukaryota, Metazoa, Mollusca, Bivalvia, Myida, Dreissenidae. The coding region runs from base 1 to 471 and encodes 156 amino acids.